Gadus morhua (Atlantic cod) is the source of this 2031-nucleotide messenger RNA. RefSeq lists its product as uncharacterized. Lineage: Eukaryota; Metazoa; Chordata; Actinopteri; Gadiformes; Gadidae. Gene Ontology annotation, molecular function: sequence-specific DNA binding. The coding region runs from base 310 to 1170 and encodes 286 amino acids. The record is from RefSeq and is a predicted model, not a curated record. The transcript has 5 exons.
AGUGGCAACCACCGCUGGACUGGGCAUAGGGCAUGGCGGGCAUAUGCCCGGUGGCCUGAAGCCUUUUAUUUAUUUUUUUAUUCAUGCCAAACUCGCGUCUAACGUAGCAGGCCACGUUAACUUCAAUGCAGGCCACAUUAACGUCAAUUCAAGUUAAUGCAAGUUAAACUGGCAGAUCUGCCCUUUAUCAUGAUUGAUUGAAGCCUGGGCCAAUGAGGUGAGGGGCAGGCCAAUUUCGCCUACCCCUCCAUCUCAGUUGGUGACUUGGUUGGUUAGCCACUGCUAGCAGGAAGAUCGAAAACGGGCAAUAUGGACCCUAGUUGGAAGAAAAGAAAGGGUGGCGCUGAAAGAGCCAGGGACCAGAAAAAAGCAGCCCUUCAGGCAGAUGCUACGAAAUGCCUAAACAUAGCUGAUAUGUUUGCUGCUCGUGGACAUGGAGCCUCCACAUCUGCAGCAGCAGCAUCAACAGGUAGUGGAGGAGAAGAUGCUCGACAGCAGGUGGACGAGGCGGCCAUGACGAUGUUGACAGACGCCUCACAGCAGGAGACCGUGGCCAGUGUAGACACUGUGGAGAGUGUCGAUACUGGGGAUCAGCCCUUGCCCUCCUCCACUUCUGACGCUGGGACACAAUGUUUUUUGAAGCCCCCCCGAUGGUCUCACGGCUCAUUGGCAGCAGUCAAGUUGGAGAACAUAAUGAUGAGGGCUGCCUUGCUGAAAGAUGUUCGUCAGCUGUCUCCACAGCACCAGACCUUCUCCCUUGAGGCUUACCACUCCCUCAUCUUGCACUUCGCGCCCAAGCACACAGGGUUUUCAUACCUUGGGAUGUAUAGCAGGCUUCUCUUAGCGGCGCUGCAUUAUAAUCACAAUGCCAAUCGCGAGACAGCACGGAGAAGUGACGGGACAGAGAAGUACUGCGUGCGGUAUCCGCGCUUCAGAAAAGGUGCCCAUGUGGUGCGUCCCAUCAAAGAGGCAGCCUCAUACGGUUAUGCAACAUCAUUAAUGAAGGCCCUUCGGGAGAGCUACGCCAAUUCACCCGCGGUUCUUCGAGAGGUUGGCGCCAAUCUGUCCUCCGAUGCACCCGCCCCCAUCGCCAAAUCCUUCGAACAGAUUCCUAAGGAGGAGGCCAUCAGCCUCUACCUAGCCCGGCAGUCACGCUUCAAGAAAACCUAAUUUCACAUUAUUAUUUUUUUCCACGGACAAGUCCAAUGAUUUAGUUGUUAUUUGCAUGAAAUUUCUUUGCAUGUAAUUCAAAAUAAUUUGGUAAUCAUUUUACCUGUGCCUUGUCAACCUCUGUGUGCGGUGUUGUCUGGGCUCACUGUGUGUCUGCUUGAUGUGCUUUUGCAUGUAUCGCUGCAUGUAUCACUGCAUGAAAUAGUGUGUGUGUGUGUGAGAGAAAGAGAACCAUCCACUGACCCUCGGGUAUGACUACACUAUUGCAGAAUUAAUUAGAAUUAGAAUUAAACAUUGCGGGUCUAGCCCUUCAUCAGUGUUCCUUGUAUGUUUUGUGCCUAACCAUUUUUUUAUAUAGAUUUAAUUCCAACCUGUGUCUUUGUUCAGUAACCAUUACAAGCAAUGCCAAUCAACUUUUUUUUAUCCAAAAUGCAUGUGUUCUGUGUACUUUAUAAAAUUUUAAGGGCAAUUGAAUGAUCACAACAGAAUAAGCAUAACUAUUAUUUUUAUUCAUUUUAAUCCAAACAAGGCCAUUGAAAGCCCUGAUAGGUCUGGUCACCAUUCUGGAAUUGCUGUCUGAUGGUUGAAACCACACAAGAGGGUAGAGGCUUCCUUAUACUCCUCCCUAAAACGCCAUAAGCCCAGCGUAUAGCUUGCCUGUACGCAGUGUACCGGUAUUGCCUAGGGAUAAGUAGGAAAGAUUCUUAAGUUUAAAACUGUAAGUAGGUUGGAAACGUCAUUUUAAGCCUGUUUCUUAUGCAUGUUUAUUGUGUAUGCAACACAUCUCCUGUCACCUAUAACUGUUGGUUCAAAUGACUCAGUGUAAAAAGAUUUGUAAAGUAAACAUAAACCAUGAACAUA